GAGGGAAACAGCCACACAUUUUUCCUAACGUUUCGGAUCAUCAUACCUGGAAAGAUGAACCUGUUGCUAUCAGUUUUUACUGUGGUUGUGGUGGUGGCUUCUGCGGGUGUUGUUCCUCACGGAGACCUUCCGAUGCAGAACCCCGACCUGUUCGAGGGAGACAUCUUGGGUAUCAAGAACGCUGAGGAAAGAAAUGCCAUUGUCAACAGAAACCAACUGUGGCCAGGUGGAGUAGUACCUUACGUGAUCGAUUAUUCUCUAAGUAUACAAAGGGGUAAAAUCAUAGCUGCCAUGAACCAGUACCACGCUAGAACAUGCAUCAAAUUCAAGGAGAGAACAACUGAAACAAACUACGUUAGAAUGUUCGAAGGCCAAGGAUGUUACUCAUACGUUGGAAACAUCUUCAGAGGAGGACAGGACUUAUCACUAGGUAAUGGGUGUAUCUAUCCUGGAACUAUCGUCCAUGAGUUAGGACAUGCUAUAGGCUUCUUCCAUGAACAGAACAGAUCAGACCGGGAUGACUACCUAAUUAUAUACUGGGAUAACAUUCAGAGAGGUAUGUUACUGUUCUACUCUAAUUAUAUACUGGAAUAACAUUAAGACUGGUAU
Messenger RNA from Limulus polyphemus (Atlantic horseshoe crab), 609 nucleotides. RefSeq names its product astacin-like. Lineage: Eukaryota; Metazoa; Arthropoda; Merostomata; Xiphosura; Limulidae. The record is from RefSeq and is a predicted model, not a curated record. The coding region runs from base 55 to 594 and encodes 179 amino acids. The transcript has 5 exons. Gene Ontology annotation, molecular function: metalloendopeptidase activity; zinc ion binding. Gene Ontology annotation, biological process: proteolysis.